AUGUCUGCCUCGACAUCUCCACCACCCUCGCCCUCCCAGCAAGUUGCCGUCUCCGCCGCCGCCGCCGCCCACGCCCACGCCCACGCUCAUGCCUACGCGAGCAAUGGCCUCGAGAUCCUCCAGGCCGCCAGCGAUGCCGCCGCACAUGCGAACCGCCAGGCACUCCAGGAUGCCGCCGCCGCCGCCGCCGAGCACGUCUCGCCCCUGACCCAGCAAUCUCUUCCUCCGCCGCCGCCGCCGCCGCCGCCUCAGCAGCAGCAGCACCAGCAGCAGCAGCAUGAGCAUCAGCAUCAGCAGCAGCAGCAGCAUGAGCAUCAGCAGCAGCAGCAGCAGCAUGAUGCUCUUCCUCCGCCACACCAACAUCCGUCCCUGCCCCCGCACCAGCAGCACCAGCAUCAGCAGCACAUGCACCAGCACCAGCAGCAACAGCAGCAGCUCCUCGCCGCCGCUCCCGGUGCCGUCAUGCGCGACCCGACCAUCAACCCCAAGCUCACCCGCCUCCGCCGCGCCUGUGACAUGUGCAGCAUGCGCAAGGUCAAGUGCGACGACUCCACCAUCCCCUGCAAGCCCUGCCGCGAGCUCGGCGUCGACUGCACCUCGGACCGCGAGACGAAACGCCGCGGCCCCCCCAACAAGCACGCCGAGGCGGCCAAGGCUGCCAAGCGUGCCCGUGCCGCUUCCGCCGUCUCCCCGGCCGCGCCCCUGACCGCCGCCGUGCCGUCGCCCCGGAACGCGGCCAAGACGCUCCUCGACAUCUCGUCCGAGGCGGCGCUCGACGCCGAGUCCAUCGCCCCGAUGCCCGUCCUCGAGCUCCUCGUCGACGACUUCUUCGCCUACCUCCACCCCCUCGCCCCCUUCCCCCACGAGCCGACGUUUCGGGAGUCGUUUGCGAGCCGGGACGACCGCACGCGUCCCGAGUUCCUCGCCCUCCUCGCGAGCAUGAUUGCCGCCCUCGUCGCCUCCUUUCCCCGCAGCGCCCGGGAGCACCUCAAGUCGCAGCACGGCGUCCACCUCUUCCCCAAGGCCGUCGUCGUCGUCGAGAGGUGCCGCGACAUUGCCCUGCACGCCCGCGGCGGCCGCUGGGUGCUCAAGCAGCCCAAGUCGCUCGACGACGCCGCCGCGAGCUACUUUCUCGGCCUCGCCUCGGCCCACUGCCACCAGUGGAACGCGUCCCGCCACUUCAUGGCCGAGACGCUCACCCUCAUCCGCGAGCUCGGCUUCAGCCGUCCCGCCCACCCCGGCGACCUGCCGACCUUUGGCGACGAGGUGGCCUACUCGCCCGACGCCGCCGAGGCCCCGCGCUUCAACCACGUCAAGGACGAGACUGGCAAGCGCAUAUUUUGGUGUCUGCUGCUCGCCGUUCGGUCCUUUUCGCAGCUCGGCGCCUCGCACUCGGACCUCAUCAUCGCCCCUUCGACGCCUAGCCUGCCCUAUCCGGCGUACCCGGAAAACGUCGACGACGUCUGCGUCGUCGCCCGCGACAUCGUCCACCAGCCCGACGGCGCCGUCACCCUCCUCACGGGCUUCCGCUUCGCCAUCGACAUCUACACCACCAUGAACGGCGUCGUCAGCCUCGAGCUCGCCUACGGCAUGAGCACCCUCCCCUGGCCCGACCAGCGGCUGCUGCUGCGCGACGGCCUCCUCGCCGCCAAGGGCAUCAUCGACAACCUGCCGCCCGAGCUGCAGCUUGGCAGCCACGCCGACGCCGACGACGCCGACUCGCUCGCGAACCUCGACGACUCGGGCCUGCAGUACGUGCCGCCCCUCUGGCCCGAGCCCCAGCCCGCCCACGACAUCCGCGUCGCCAUCAAGGCCGAGCCGUCGCGUCGCCGUCGGCUGCAGUACGAGAUUCAAAAGGCCAACCUCUUCGUCUCCCAGCUCGCCACCCGCUCCUACUUUGUCGAGCUCUACUUCAACCUGCGCGACGUCUACCUCCGGGACCCGCAGCAGCAGGCCAUGGGCCAGUCCGACGAGGAAUCGGCCCUGCGCGACGCCGACGACAAGGACAUCCUCGACCUCAUGUCGCAGGAGCGCGAGCUGCUCGUCCAGAACCUCCUCACCGUCCUCGGCCUCGUCUCGCAGCGGAACCUCGAGCCCAACGGCGGCUCCAUCAUCAGCAAGAUCCGCCAGCUCGCCUCGACCCUGCUCGCCGACGCGCCCGAGCGCAAGGGCCCCUUUGCCCUCAAGGCCGAGGAGGCCCUGUCGGAGCUCGUCGCCGUCCUGCUCAAGCUCGAGGGCACGGGCUUCGCCGCCGACGGCCGGGCGCCCGACCCGAGUCUCAUGACGGCCGAGGACGAGGAGGACGAGCUGCGGCACUGGGCCGACCUGCGCGAGCAUCAGCUGCGCUUCGCCGCCAACGGAAGCUACGCCGCCGAUCUCGUUGCCUCGGUCGCCGAGACGUCGGCGCUCGGCGAGGCGUACUCACACCAGAAGGGCUUGUCCCGGGAUGAAGAUGAAUCUCCAACGCGUCUCCGCCGCGUGCUGGAUGAUGUAGACGAGGCACACCGUCUCGAAGACGGCAAUCAGCAGCCCGGCGACGGCGUGCGCCGUCCAGUGCAUCACACAUCGACUGCGCCCGCUCAGGAUGGAUACCAGGUGUGCCGUCACCGCCGUGAACCAGAUCAAGGCGACGAGGCACUGGGCGUUGUGCUGAACCAGACGUUGAACGAGCCCAAGGCCAGGGGAGACGAAACCGCCAGGCAUCUGGCCACGGCGGCCAUGCGGAACAGGUAUAUCGACACAAGCGUCAUCGAUGUGUUGAUUUCCUCGCCACUCGACGCACUCUCUGCUUGGGUAGACUCUGUCGCCGCUACCAUGAACGGCGGGUCCCCCGGCGUCAUGCCGUGUCUGGGCAUCAUCGGCGAGAGUGCGGAACGAGGAUGGGAACGAGGACGGCACAGAAUGAGGGCGAAGAUGCUAGCUUCGUGGUGCUCGCGGGGCUUUGCUGUGCUACGUGCUCCUCGGGACCGGAGGCAGGAAGCUCAGUCCACACGGGACGGAGAAGGAGUCGACGUUGCUCGGAAGGCGUUGCUCACGACGUACGACUUCCACCGCGCCCAGGACAACAUGAGCGUACACCCCCUCCUUCCUCUCCUCUCAUCGUUUCGUCCCCUCCCUCCGCCUCGCCCUCCUUUGGCGUCGAGUGCGAUGGAAAAGAUACGAGCAUCACCGGCGUGGCGCCGGGAGCCGCCGGGGGCUGCCGGUGAUGGUUUGGCACGCUACGGCCCCACACCUUCCGGGUGGAGCUUGAUUGAUCCGGAGAUAUCCGGCCUCGCCGGAGACGCCGUGAUCAGCAGCCCUGCACCACAGGUGCUUCGAGCAGCUGGCCGACCAGGAACCAGUCGGUAG
Molecule: messenger RNA, 3348 nt
Organism: Drechmeria coniospora
Lineage: Eukaryota; Fungi; Ascomycota; Sordariomycetes; Hypocreales; Ophiocordycipitaceae
Exons: 5
Coding region: 1-3348 (1115 amino acids)
Biological process (GO): regulation of DNA-templated transcription
Molecular function (GO): DNA-binding transcription factor activity, RNA polymerase II-specific; zinc ion binding
Source: RefSeq, a predicted model, not a curated record